CGAAUAAAUAAUGGAACCUUUGAUGUAUUAUCCCCGACAAUUUUACACUCGAAGCUUUUAUUUCGGUAGUCGUCCGUCAGGUAAACCGGAAGUGCAGCAACCGGAACAGUGGUGACAAAUGCGGAAGCUACACGCUGUCAUAGAAACAAGUUCGUUCAUCAGGGAAAUAAUUUAGACCAGUUUCAUGUCCGUAAUUAUCAUGGGAACUAAGACCAUGCAAGCGGCGCGAUGCCCGACAGAUGAGCUGUCACUGACUAAUUGUGCAGUGGUGAGCGAAAAAGAUCUGCAGUCCGGACAGCAUGUGACUGUGAAGACCACACCCAACCACAAGUUUGUGUUCACAGUCAAGACCCACCACACCGUGGCGCCCGGGACCAUCGCCUUCAGCCUGGCACAGAGAAAGUGGGCGGGUCUCUCCAUCGGCCAGGAGGUGGAAGUGUCUAACUACAACUUCGACAAGUCCAAGCAGUGCAUCGGCGCCAUGACCAUCGAGAUCGACUUCCUGCAGAAGAAGAGCACCGACUCAUCCCCCUACGACUCGGACAAGAUGGCCGCCGAGUUCAUCCAGCAGUUCAACAGUCAGGCUUUCUCCAUCACGCAGCAGCUGGUGUUCAGCUUCUGCGACAAGCUGUUCGGCCUGGUGGUCAAGGACAUCGAGGCCAUGGACGCCAGCAUCCUGAAGGGGGAGCCGGCCUCCGGGAAGAAGCAGCAGAAGAUCGAUAUCGGCCUGAUGAUCGGCAACAGCCAGGUCAUUUUUGAGAAGGCGGAGAGCUCGUCCCUGACACUUGUGGGAAAGGCAAAGACCAAAGAGGCUCGACAGACCAUCAUCAACCCUGACUGGAACUUUGAGAAAAUGGGAAUUGGUGGUCUGGACAAGGAAUUCUCCGACAUCUUCCGCCGAGCUUUCGCUUCCAGAGUCUUCCCUCCAGACAUUGUGGAGCAGAUGGGCUGCAAGCACGUGAAGGGGAUUCUGCUGUUUGGACCUCCUGGCUGUGGUAAAACCCUGAUGGCCCGACAGAUCGGUAAAAUGCUCAACGCUCGCGAGCCCAAGAUCGUCAACGGCCCCGAAAUCCUCAACAAGUACGUCGGCGAGUCGGAAGCCAACAUCCGCAAACUGUUCGCCGAAGCCGAGGAGGAGCAGAAGAGGCUGGGAGCCAACAGCGGCCUCCACAUCAUCAUCUUUGAUGAGCUGGACGCCAUCUGCAAGCAGAGAGGAACCGGCGCCAGCAGCACGGGGGUGCACGACACCGUGGUCAACCAGCUGCUGUCCAAGAUCGAUGGCGUGGAGCAGCUCAACAACAUCCUGGUCAUUGGCAUGACCAACAGGCCCGACCUGAUUGAUGAUGCUCUCAUGAGGCCUGGCAGGUUCGAGGUCAAGAUGGAGAUUGGUCUUCCGGAUGAGAAGGGUCGCGUGCAGAUCCUGACCAUCCACACCAACAAGAUGCGCAGCUUCAACCUGCUGGCUCAGGACGUGGACAUCAAGGAGCUGGCAUAUGAAACCAAAAACUACAGUGGUGCCGAGCUGGAGGGGCUGGUGCGGGCGGCCCAGUCCACCGCCAUGAACCGACACAUCAAGGCGACCUCCACGGUGGAGGUGGACAUGGAGAGAGCUGAGAAGCUGCAGGUCACCAGGUCCGACUUCAUGGGCUCUCUCAACAACGACAUCAAACCUGCCUUCGGCACCAACCAGGAGGACUACUCCAGCUACAUCAUGAAUGGCAUCAUCAAGUGGGGCGACCCGGUCUCGCAUGUCCUGGGCGAUGGCGAGCUGCUGGUGCAGCAGACCAAGAACAGCGACCGCACGCCGCUGGUGGCCGUGCUGCUGGAAGGACCCCCCCACAGCGGGAAGACGGCCCUGGCUGCCAAAAUCGCAGAAGACUCCGAGUUCCCCUUUAUCAAGAUCUGCUCUCCGGACAAGAUGAUCGGUCACUCUGAGAUCUCCAAGUGUCAGGCCAUCAAGAAGGUCUUCGAUGAUGCCUACAAGUCUCAGCUCAGCUGCGUGGUGGUGGACGACAUCGAGCGACUGCUGGACUAUGUCCCCAUCGGCCCUCGAUUCUCCAACAUGGUGCUGCAGGCCCUGCUGGUGCUGCUGAAGAAAACCCCUCCCAAGGGCCGUAAGCUGCUCAUCAUCGGCACCACGAGCAGGAAGGACGUGCUGCAGGAGAUGGAGAUGCUGGACGCCUUCAGCACCACCAUCCACAUCCCCAACAUCUCCACAGGGGAGCAGCUGGUGGAAGCCCUGGAGCUGCUGGGAAGCUUCACGGACAAGGAGCGUGCCAGCAUCGCCCACCAGAUGAAGGGGAAGAGGGUCUGGAUCGGAAUCAAGAAGCUGCUGGUUCUGAUUGAGAUGUCGCUGCAGAUGGAGCCGGACUACCGGGUAACCAAGUUCCUGACUCUGCUGAGAGACGAGGGCGCCCUGAAUGAAGGAGAUCAGAUCCGAAUAUAGAAGGAGACACUCCGUGAACGUAGCUUCUACGAGUAGAGGACUGGACCCUGGAGGAGAAGAAGACCAUCCAUCGCCAUUCCGUUUUUUUAUUUGACUCAUCGUAAAAUCUGCUGGGCGUGUAGGUGGAGUCACAGUAAAUAACCAUCCACAACCCCCGACCUGGAGCCCACCAGAACCUUCUGUGACCGGUGUAGAGGACCCAGCUGGGGCCCCAGCGCUCCCACCCAACGUCACUUUCUCUUGUGUAUCCAAUGUCGCUGCAUGUUCUGUAGGAAGUGAACGUAAACUCCUCAUCCUCUUCCUCUUCCUCCGGCGCACUGGUCACAUAUCACUGAAGUCGUACUGUUAUGAUUUGUUAAGAUUAUUGCAAUAGAUGAUUGUAAAAACAAGUGUGUCGUGCAUCGUGUGUUGAAAAAGAACAGUUGUGUUUUUAGCUUCUUGUAUAGUUUGUGUUUGUGUAGUCGUGGGUGUCGUAACAACUGAUAAACGCUUGUGGUGUCUGCAGUGACUCUGAGGAGCUCGACACAGCAACCUAUGAACACAGCCACCACACAGGCACUGAACAUGUCACGGAACAUGGCAACAAACUUGGGACGACAAAAUUCAACAUUAGCUAAUGCAAGAACAACGUGACAAAUGAUGUAACAAACCCCCAAAUAUGCCAACAGUGACUCAAGCAUAAUGAUAACACGUUGUUUCAGCUCCAUCUGAGGGUGAACCUUUGAUGUUGGUUGCGUUACCUCUCUGACUGUGGUGUCGGCCCCUCGGCGUCAGUGGCUGUGUACAAAGCGGAGCCACGUUCAUGUGGACCCUUUAACUAGAUGACGUCUGUACAUUGUAUAUACACGAGGACAGUAUAUGAGAGAAAUCUAAAACUUCAGUAUCGAGCUGGUGUUGAUCCGACGUGCUGGUGAGUGUGUGUCUGUAGUCGUGUCCGGCGGGGUGGGGUGGCGUUGGGGGAGGGAGGGUCGCUGUGGAGUCGUCAGUGUUUCAAAUAAAAGCACUUGGAAGAUGGAAACUAAAAAAAAGGAUCUUCUGUGGUCAGAGCGGAGCUCGCGUGCAUGAGUGUGUGUGUGUCUGGGUUAAUAUUCAUGUUUAUUUCUCAGGCCUUGUAUUCUAGUGUCCAAAUGUUCUGUUCAUUUUGACGGUGUGUCUGUGUGUGUGUGCUGAGGGUGUGUGUGUGUAAAUGUAUAUGCAGAUGUAUUAUUGCAAUAAACACACUGAUGCACAC
This is a messenger RNA of Synchiropus splendidus (mandarinfish), 3677 nucleotides long. Its product is annotated as vesicle-fusing ATPase. Bases 185 to 2446 code for a protein of 753 amino acids. Lineage: Eukaryota; Metazoa; Chordata; Actinopteri; Syngnathiformes; Callionymidae. Gene Ontology annotation, biological process: SNARE complex disassembly; Golgi to plasma membrane protein transport; intra-Golgi vesicle-mediated transport. The transcript is spliced from 21 exons. Gene Ontology annotation, cellular component: Golgi stack. Gene Ontology annotation, molecular function: ATP hydrolysis activity; ATP binding. The record is from RefSeq and is a predicted model, not a curated record.